AAAAACUUUGCAGAGGAUAAAAAACUUUGCCGGUUGAACAUAAGAACUCUACCGAGGAUAAAAAACUUUUUUUCAGCUUUCAUCAAUGGCAGAUGGAUCUCGAACUGAAGCUGAACAACUGAACAAGAGCCCCAAGGAAAAGUCUGGAGAAAGAAAUGAACAAGAGCUUUCGCAAAAUGAAAAUAGUGAGACCUGGAAGAUUCAUAGGAAUGAAAUCAGCUCAUCUGAAGGCACAGACGUCGGGGUUUUCGACUUCGGCAACAAAUAUCAUGCAGGUCCUAUUGAUGGUGUUGAUGCAAGGAAGGGUCGAAACUACGACAUUGAGGGUAAUAAAAUCGAUUCAAACAAAGGCAAGCGUGUGGGGAUUGGAAAAUUUGGCAACAACUACUCCAUGACGACCGCAUCGUUUUUUCUGGGUGGGCUUAUUGUUCUAGUUUUUGCUAUAUGUAAGCGAAGCUAGCUGUAAAAACAAGAAGGAAAUAUAAAUAAGAUAAAAAGGUAAGGGGCUGCAGAAUAAACAGGCUGGAAUUUCCAAGAAGAAAAAAAAACUGAGAUGUAAGGUUUUGGAGAUUUAUGGCCACUAGAACUCAUACACUCGAACUUUUCCCUUAAUCUGAAUGUUAUUUCUCUUAUAUUUCUGUAUUUCUUUUCUUCUUCUUCUACAUGCCAUCAAUAUAUUAAUGCUGAGUAAGUUUUUUGUUUCU
This is a messenger RNA of Prunus avium (sweet cherry), 704 nucleotides long. Lineage: Eukaryota; Viridiplantae; Streptophyta; Magnoliopsida; Rosales; Rosaceae. The record is from RefSeq and is a predicted model, not a curated record.